Spodoptera littoralis (African cotton leafworm) is the source of this 312-nucleotide messenger RNA. The record is from the annotation of a GenBank genome assembly. NCBI's taxonomy places the organism in Eukaryota, Metazoa, Arthropoda, Insecta, Lepidoptera, Noctuidae.
AUGCGUUCGACGCUAACUCGUGAACUAGUUUGGAUCUUGGCCAACGAUUGGGACUUCGCCAAGUCAGAAACAGUACCUCUGUUUGCAAGGUUCAUGUUUCUCGAAUUUCCAACGCUAGUACAUCCUUUAAUGAAUGAUAAUAUACUGAGGGAAAUGGAGGAUGCUUCUAAGAUUGCAGUUUUGGAAAUUAUCACCAAGCCUGGGACGAUGAGGCUGGCCGAGGCUAAGUCCCCUCGUUUCAUAUACACUCAUCUAGCUCUAUCUCUGCUACCAGCUCAACUACUUGAUACUGCGAUGAUAGUAUUUAUGUAG